Triticum turgidum subsp. durum (durum wheat) is the source of this 534-nucleotide messenger RNA. NCBI's taxonomy places the organism in Eukaryota, Viridiplantae, Streptophyta, Magnoliopsida, Poales, Poaceae. The record is from the annotation of a GenBank genome assembly.
AUGGCGGAGGAAGCGAAGCAGGAUGUGGCGCCACCCGCGCCGGAGCCGACCGAGGACGUCGCGGACGAGAAGGCGGCGGUUCCGUCGCCGGAGGAAUCCAAGGCCCUGGUUGUCGCCGAGAAUGACGCCGAGAAGCCUGCAGCUACAGGGGGCUCACACGAACGAGAUGCUCUGCUCACGAGGGUUGCGACCGAGAAGAGGAUUUCGCUGAUCAAGGCAUGGGAGGAGAAUGAGAAGGCCAAAGCCGAGAACAAGGCCGUGAAGUUGCUGGCGGACAUCACCUCGUGGGAGAACUCCAAGGCCGCGGAACUGGAAGCCGAGCUCAAGAAGAUGCAAGAGCAGCUGGAGAAGAAGAAGGCGCGCUGCGUGGAGAAGCUCAAGAACAGCGCCGCGACGGUGCACAAAGAGGCGGAGGAGAAGCGUGCCGCGGCGGAGGCACGGCGCGGCGAGGAGAUCGUCGCGGCGGAGGAGACCGCCGCCAAGUACCGCGCCAAGGGUGAGGCGCCGAAGAAGCUGCUCUUCGGCAGAGGAUAG